UCCUUUUGCCCGCUGGCCUCUGAGGGCGGAGAGAGCAAGGGAAAGGGAAGGAAGGGCUUUUGUCUCCCCCCCUCUCGCUGGACUUGCUUCUCUCUUUUUCCUCCUCUCCAGAGCGAUGGAGGCCACGGAGGGAAGGACAGACAGAAGGAAGAAGGAAGCAUGGCCAUGGCCUGCUCACCUGCCACCUGUACUGUCUUCUCUCUCAGUGGAUGCUUUUUCCUGAGGGUGGGGAUUUCUGAAUAUGAAGUCACAAAUAUCCUUCGUGUUGAUGCUGCUUUAUAUGAACAUUGUUCGGGGCGGUGAAGGCUUUUAUCCUGAACGAUAUCAGGAACGAUAUCAGAAACAACCCAGCGUGCCAAUGAAAGGGCCAGCAUUCCUACCUUUCAACAUGAAAAGCCAUGUUGUACAGACCCGAGGUGAGCAAGGGCCACCUGGACCAGCUGGCCCCCCCGGGACUCCUGGCCCAAGAGGACUCCCAGGCCCUUCAGGAUCUCCAGGAAAACCAGGAUAUGGAAGUCAAGGGGCUCCAGGGCCACAGGGGCCUCCAGGACCACCAGGACUUUCAGCUGUUGGAAAGCCAGGUGUGCCAGGCUUACAAGGAAGACCAGGGGACAGAGGAUCGUCUGGUGAAAAGGGAGACAUGGGACCUGCUGGUCUUCCCGGCCCAAGAGGUCCCCCAGGGGCCCCUGGAAUUCCUGGCCCCGCUGGGAUUUCUGUUGCUGGCAAACAAGGAUUGACAGGGCCACAGGGUCAAAGGGGUGCUCCUGGAGAAAAAGGUGAGCCAGGCAUCCCUGGUUUAAAUGGACAGAAGGGAGAAACAGGGUAUGGGGCUCCAGGUCGCCCAGGGGAGAAAGGUUCACCAGGGCCACAGGGACCUGCAGGGUCACCAGGACUUGCAGGGAUAGGGAAGCCGGGAGAAAGGGGAUUUCCAGGGCAGCCAGGUAUUAAAGGAGAUCGGGGGUUUCCAGGUACCACAGGACCAGCUGGCAUCCCAGGUCCCCAAGGCCCUCCAGGGGAACGUGGAGAACCAGGAAUAGGGAAGCCUGGACCCAGUGGAUCACCGGGUUUACCAGGAAGUCCUGGGGCAAAAGGGCUCCCAGGGCCUGUAGGCUUGACUGGACCUUCUGGUCUACCAGGAUUUGGAAAACCAGGGUUGCCUGGCAUGAAGGGAAGCAGAGGACCCGAAGGUCUUCCUGGCAUCCCAGGAGCCAAGGGAGAACAAGGUCCUAUGGGAGCCCCUGGGGAGGCAGGGCCAUCUGGGCCCCCAGGGAAUACAGGCCCUCAAGGGCUGCGAGGUGCACCUGGUGAAAAUGGCAUACCUGGCCUAAAGGGUGAAAGAGGUCCUGCAGGGGCAGCAGGAUUCCCAGGCAUUAAAGGAGAGCGUGGUCUACCAGGAGUAGAUGGGAAACCAGGAUUUUCAGGGGAGCCAGGAACUCCUGGUCCCAAAGGGCAGCCAGGUUUUCCAGGCCCCAAAGGGGAUACUGGCCAUGCUGGGCCACCUGGCCUUCCUGGACCAAUGGGUGCAUCAGGACCUAAGGGAGCAGAUGGAAUUGAUGGUGAACCUGGGCCCAGAGGGUCACCUGGAAUACCAGGUACAAAAGGACCAGUGGGUCCUCCAGGUAUUCCAGGAAUCCCUGGCAGCAAAGGAGACACAGGUGCACCAGGAUUACCAGGUCCAGCUGGCAUUGCUUCAAAGGGUAUAGAAGGGCCUAUGGGACCUAUUGGGCUUCCAGGUGCCAAGGGUCACCCUGGACAGCCUGGACUACCAGGUCCUCCAGGUCCACCUGGUCCCCCAGGUCCUGGAAUCCCACAAGGUCAGGCCAUAGCAGGUGUCCCAGUUAUAAAAGCUGGUGGUGCAAUCCAAGGCCUAACUGGCAUGCCAGUCUCAGCUUUCACUGUCAUUCUUUCAAAAGCUUACCCUCCAUCAGCUGCUCCCAUUAAAUUUGAUAAGAUUCUGUACAACAGACAACAGCACUAUGACCCCAGGUCAGGAAUUUUCACCUGCAGGAUACCUGGACUUUACUACUUUGCUUACCAUGUUCAUGUGAAAGGGACACAUGUCUGGGUUGGCCUAUACAAAAAUGGUUCACCCAUCAUGUACACAUUUGAUGAGUACAAGAAAGGAUACCUUGAUCAAGCUUCUGGUAGUGCUGUUGUUGAUCUUAUGGAAAAUGAUCAAGUCUGGCUGCAACUCCCCAACAAUGAAUCAAAUGGCCUCUUUUCUUCAGAGUAUGUCCAUUCCUCUUUCUCAGGUUUCUUAUUUGCACAAAUAUAACACCCCAUCAAGACCAAAGUUUUAUACUGCUAGAUAUCUACUAGCAACUAAACACAACACAUAAUCACAUUUCUAAGGCAAAUGUUGCAAGGUGCAUAUCUUAGGUGCUAUUUUAAAAGCUAUUUUAAAGGGUAAUAUUCACACAGUAUAAUUAAAUGUUAUUGUUAUAUUUUAUUCAAAUAUGGAAGUGUUUAUUAUAAUUGCCAAGAUCAGGUCUUAACAGUAUAAUUAUUGUAUCCUCAAUUAGCCUCCUCAUUCACUGACUUAUGCAGAAAGGAAGCAAUACUAUACAUUUAAUGCUGCCAUCCUAUUCUUGAAUAAUGUGAUUAAUAAUACCGGCAUGUACUGCAAAUUAAACAGCCUUAGGAUUGCAGUUGAACACAGCUUUUGGGUAUUAAUAUUUGUUUGGUUUUGGAUAUUACUUCUUUAGUAAAAAGAGAUUGAAAUUCAUGGCGGCCACACACAAUAACUUCUUUUUCUUUUGAAAUCAAGGGGCUAAUUUAUCAAGAACCAUAUUAGUACAAUGGCAAGUUAACAAAUAAUGACUUUCAAAUUAUAACUGUGAUGAUAACUUACUAAUCAGAUAUGAAAUUAGUAUUAUUAUUCAAUAUGAAUGAUAAUAUUUUUCACAUCAGGAAAUCUGUAAAAAUGAAUUGAGAUGUAAAUAAUAAAAUUAAUGCAAAGUUACACACUAACUGAAAUAUUCAAAGUAAAUUAGCUCCAGUACUGAAAAUAUACAUAUUCAGGUACUUACGAAAAGCCUUUUCUUUUACAACUAUAUCCCUGUGAUAUAAUCUAAUACCUUGAAUAUUAGUAAAUAUUAUAACAUCAGGGAUAUUUUAAAAACAUGACCCAGAAAAGAUAAGGGAAACUGUAUUUGAAUAGGAAAUUUUGUAUAACAAACUGGCAUUAAAUUCCAAAGCUUUUGCACUGCAUUUACUGUCUCUAUAACAUCAGCUUAACAGCCGAUCCUUGAGACUACACUGGCAUGGCAGUCUGUAAAUUCUAGCCAAGGCACUUCCUUGCAAACACAGCAUACUCUAAAAACCAGGUCAUCAUCCACUUAACAUAGCAGCACUUUGGCCCUAGCCCAGCAGGUCUAAUCAUGCACAAUUAUCUAAUGCAAGAGCUAAUGGCGCUAGAGGGGAUUUACAGUUGUAUCUGCAGCACAAAAUGCAUCCAGUCAGUUCAACAAAGACACAGAUGAGCUCUACAAUUUGGAUUAUGCAUUCAGUUCUGCAGCUGUAGCCACAUCAGCUGCACGUACAGAAGGUUAUCCUCACUGGCACACCUCUCUUGCUGGCUUGGACUGGGUGGCCACAUUCACUAUAUUUACAUUUGAUACUAAAUUGAAAUUAUACUCAGUCCCGAAUAGGCAGUUUUGACCCACUGAUCUUUUAACUCAGCCUCACAAAAUAUAUUACUCUAUUACCCACUACAGAAAGUUGGUUUUUUUACAUAGGACAUUCCAAAAAUGAUAUGCAUCAGCUACAUAAAUAGAAAAAUACUGUUGAAUUUUGUUAGUUUUACACUAUGGUGCUUGUACAGUUACUUAUUGUACUAAUGUAAGACCAGUUAUUUAAAAAUGUUAAUAUUUAAUUGCACACAAAGUUGUUAACUGCAUAUCUUUUUUCUGAAACAAAAUAUAUGUAAUUUCUUAUAUUCAUUUGAAAUAAGUAUUUUACUCGUUGCUCUAAAAUGUCCAGUUGUGUCUUCUAAGCCUGAUUUAAAACACAUAUUGAAUAAUAAUAAAAAGGUGAACUACA
Messenger RNA from Anolis carolinensis (green anole), 4041 nucleotides. It is a transcript of the gene col10a1, whose product is annotated as collagen type X alpha 1 chain. The record is from RefSeq and is a predicted model, not a curated record. Lineage: Eukaryota; Metazoa; Chordata; Lepidosauria; Squamata; Anolidae. Bases 242 to 2275 code for a protein of 677 amino acids. The transcript has 3 exons. Gene Ontology annotation, molecular function: protein binding.